GAGAUCAAUUGGAGAAAACAAAUAUAUAUUCUUUCUUCCUUUUCUUUUUUUUUUUUGUAGGAAAACUUACAAGAAUUUUUUAUUUUUUUUUACAAAAAUGGUGAUUCAAAGGGUAGUAUCUCCACUUAAAAAUAAUAUUAUAAAUAAUAAUAAUAAUUUUAAUAUUAUUGAUGGGGGUGAGAAAUUAUUUGAUGUUGGUGCACCACCUCCAUUUAAAUUAGGUGAUAUUAGAAAUGCAAUUCCAAAACAUUGUUGGGUAAAAGAUACUUGGAAAUCUAUGAGUUAUGUUCUAAGAGAUAUUGUUAUUGUUUUUGGUUUGGUUGUUAUUGCUAUUUAUUUCAAUAAUUGGGCUUUUUGGCCUCUUUAUUGGAUUGCCCAAGGUACUAUGUUUUGGGCUCUUUUUGUUCUUGGUCAUGAUUGUGGACAUGGAAGCUUUUCGAACAAUCCCAAGCUUAAUAGUAUCGUUGGUCAUUUGCUUCACUCUUCAAUACUUGUUCCUUAUCAUGGAUGGAGGAUUAGUCACAAGACUCAUCAUCAAAACCACGGACAUGUUGAAAAAGAUGAAUCAUGGCACCCAUUAUCUGAAAAAAUAUAUAAGAGUUUGGACUAUUCUACAAAGAUAUUAAGGUUCACAUUUCCAUUUCCCUUGCUUGCAUACCCAGUUUAUCUGUGGAGUCGAAGUCCAGGAAAAUCAGGUUCACAUUUUCACCCAGAAAGUGAUUUAUUCACUCCAAAUGCAAAAAAGGAUAUUAUAAUUUCUACAAUUUGUUGGUCAGCAAUGGCCUUAUUUCUUUUGGGUUUGGCUUCUGUCAUUGGUCCAAUCCAACUUCUUAAGAUUUAUGGUGUCCCUUAUAUGAUUUUUAUCAUGUGGUUGGACUUCGUGACUUAUUUGCAUCACCACGGCCAUAGCCAAAAACUUCCUUGGUACCGCAGUGAGGAAUGGAGUUACCUUAGAGGAGGAUUAACCACACUUGAUCGAGAUUAUGGAUUAAUAAACAACAUUCACCAUGACAUUGGUACUCAUGUUAUUCACCAUCUUUUCCCACAAAUUCCACACUAUCAUUUAAUUGAAGCGACAGAAGCAGCAAAACCUGUUCUUGGGAAGUACUAUAGAGAACCAAAGAAAUCUGGACUCUUCCCCCUACACUUACUUGGUGUGCUCUUAAAUAGCUUGAAGAAAGAUCAUUAUGUUAGUGAUACUGGUAGUGUUGUUUACUAUGAAACAGAUCCAAAUAUGUAGUCCACAUUUUUUAAUUUAAUAGACAAUUUCAAUCUAUGUUAGUCGGAUUCGUAUACCCCGGAUACUUGUUCAAGUGUCAUAUUAGGUUAUUUUGUGAAAAAUUCCUAUGAUUUUGUACCAAAUUGAAGUGUUCUUAAGUGUCUUGAUUGUCCGAUAUGAAUACUUAAAGUAAAAUGAAGAUCUACCGAUGUGGGAUUCAAUAUCCACAAUAUGAUUCUUAAAUACAAUGAUAUUGAAUAUAUUAUAUUGUACUUCUAUUUUGUAUUGAUU
This is a messenger RNA of Amaranthus tricolor (Joseph's coat), 1510 nucleotides long. RefSeq names its product omega-3 fatty acid desaturase, chloroplastic-like. Gene Ontology annotation, molecular function: oxidoreductase activity, acting on paired donors, with oxidation of a pair of donors resulting in the reduction of molecular oxygen to two molecules of water. The transcript has 8 exons. Lineage: Eukaryota; Viridiplantae; Streptophyta; Magnoliopsida; Caryophyllales; Amaranthaceae. Bases 98 to 1240 code for a protein of 380 amino acids. The record is from RefSeq and is a predicted model, not a curated record. Gene Ontology annotation, biological process: lipid metabolic process.